AUGGCGGACUCAUUAGCCGCCCAGAGGGCCAAACGGCAAAAAACUGACAAGCACGGCCGGGUGUCAGCUUUAGAGAAGCUGAAACAGCUAAAAGACAAAAAUUCGAAACACAAAUAUGAUGUUGAUGAAGUCGAAAACGUGUACGAUACUAUCGAUGAAAGGGAGUACUCCGAGCGCGUACUGCAGCGACAAGAAGACGAUUGGAUUGAAGACGAUGGCACGGGCUAUGUUGAGGAUGGCCGUGAAAUAUUUGAUGAUGAUGAAAUUGAUGAUACCUAUGUGGCUACAGACAAAAUAGAAUCUGGGCGGGGACAAAAGAGAAAAGCUAAAUUGGCUGCCCAGCCUGCCAAAGGCAAUAUUAGAAAUUUGCUUGGUGCUAUGCCUGCUAAGAAGAAAGAGGAUGUGAAAAUAUCAGAAGACAAUAUUCUCUCAGACAUAAUGUGUGAUCUAGAUGGAAAUGCACCUACUACAUCUAUGAAACCAAAACCUCCAGUCUCCAGUAAGGCUAGUUUUGUUGACUCCAGUAAGAAAGAUGCCCAAAAUUAUUUUAAAAGCUUUUCAUCUGCUAUUAAGAAACCUACUGCUGAUUUGUUUAGCAAUGAAUCUGCUGUAAGACAUCAACAGGAAUUUAAACACAAUAGUGAAAACGGCAAGCUAGCACCUCUGGAAAACAAGCCGUUACUUAUUGUGAAACCAGCAAAGAAAAGUGAAUGGAAAAUUGACAAAGAAAUAAAACAAGAAGUAGAAGAUUCUGCCACACAAAAUAUUGAAGAAUUUUCAACCCAAGACAUUGAUCUUGGGGAUGAUUUCAGCAAUGACUGUGAUAUUGUAAUGGCAAAAGCUCCUGCUGUGAAGAAAGAAAACAUAUCCAGUUCAGUAAACAAUAUAACAGAUGUAGCACAGGAAUUUCUCAAUGAUGACUUUGAAAUAUUCUCUGACCUAAAGAAAGAGUCACCUAAACAAAAGGAAUGGAAACCUCUAACAAGUAACUGGUCAGAACAAGGUAUGGACAACCAAGUGACUGCUUCAGUGCAAACUGAUGGUCAACUACCUCUGCAGACAAAUGAGAAUGGCAAGAAAAUAUUGAAGUUUUAUUGGCUAGAUGCUUGGGAGGACAGAUUUGUAAAGCCUGGAGUAAUAUAUUUGUUUGGCAAGGUUUAUGUAAAUCCUUCAAACAAAAAAGCAGGCUGUGUUUCUUGCUGCCUGGUUGUGAAAAAUGUUAAUCGCCAGUUGUUCUUAUUGCCAAGAGAAUAUAAACUGGACUCUGUUACUCUAGAAAGUACAGACCAAGAAGUGACUAUGAUGGAUGUGUAUCAAGAAUUCAACUCUAAUGUAGCCAGUGAGCUAGGGCUUACAGAGUUCAAGUCACGAAAAGUCACCAAAAACUACUGUUUCAAUUUACCUGACAUUCCAACAGAAUCUGACUAUUUAGAAGUCAAAUAUAAUGCAUCCAUACCACCAGUACCAACAAGCAAGAAAUAUCUGACAUUCUCCCAUAUAUUUGGCACUAACACCUCAUCACUAGAAACAUUUCUCCUGGAUAGAAAGAUCAAGGGCCCUUGCUGGUUAGAAGUAAAACAGCCAGAGAAUGUUCUAACGAAAAUUUCGUGGUGCAAGCUUGAGGCAUCCUGUGAGAAUAUGGAGCACAUCAAUAUAAUAAGGAAUGAACCUGACUUGGAGCCGCCACCGAUCGUCGUUGCUACUAUAAACAUGAAAACAACAUUGGAUUCCAAAACAAGGAAAACAAAAAUCUUAAUGCUUAGUUGUUUAGCACAUAACAACUUUCCUAUUCACAAGCCUCCACCAAAUCCACCUUUCCAGCAGCACUUCUGUGUGAUGACAAAGUGCAAUGAACUGUGGCCUUUGGACCUUAAACAAGCUUUGCCUCAAUAUAAGGCUACAAAACUAACAAAAUGCGACACAGAGCGAGAGUUGCUUAACUAUUUUAUGGUUCAAUUCUGGAAACUCGACCCUGAUUUAGUUGUAGGCCAUGACUUGCAAGGAUUUCAACAAGAUUUGCUUAUUGGAAACAUCCUGGACUUAAGUAUACCAAAUUGGUCACGCCUAGGUCGUUUGAAGAGGUCUAAUCCCCCAAUGAGAAAAUUCGCAGCGAAAGACGCGUUUCUAGGUCGCUUGGUUUGUGACAUUAAACUCUCAGCUAUGGAAUUAAUACGAGCCAGAGCCUUUGAUUUAGAUACUCUCAGUGUCAACAUAUUAAAAAUGAAAGAAGGUGAACGUGUGGACGUAGCUCUUGAAGACUUACCUCGAUAUUAUGAAAAUAGCAGAGAUUUACUGCAACUUGUAUCACUAAGCAUGCAAGACGCAUCAUACAUACUGAAAAUCAUGUGUGAAUUGAAUGUUAUACCUUUGGCGUUACAAAUCACACAAAUUGCCGGCAACGUCAUGUCGAGAACGUUGAUGGGCGGUAGAUCGGAACGAAAUGAAUUUUUGCUACUGCAUGCUUUCACAGAAAAAAAUUAUAUUGUGCCUGACAAAGCAUAUGGCAAAAAAGUCUUCAAUGAUAAUUCUGAAGUAGAAGAAGAAGAUGGAAAACCCACUGUCUCCAAAAAACAAGGCAAGAAAAAAGCAGCUUACUCUGGUGGUCUAGUCUUGGAACCUAAAAAAGGUUUCUAUGACAAAUUGAUUUUACUUAUGGACUUUAACUCUCUGUACCCAAGUAUCAUACAGGAAUACAACAUCUGUUUUACCACAAUCAAGAGGAAAGCUGCAAGUGCUUCUGAUGAAGACGUAGCCAAUCUGGUCCUCCCGGGUGCUAAAGCCGAAUUUGGUGUCCUGCCCACACAAAUUAGGAAACUUGUCGAGAGCAGAAGAGAAGUGAAAAAACUAAUGAAAUCUCCAGAUUUAGGACCAGAUUUAUACAUGCAGUACAACAUAAGGCAAAUGGCUCUGAAGCUUACAGCUAACUCCAUGUAUGGUUGCUUGGGUUUUACCCAUUCAAGAUUUUAUGCAAAGCCGCUGGCGGCACUUGUCACCAUGAAAGGAAGAGAAAUCUUAAUGGACACCAAGGAAAUUGUUCAAAAACUUAACUACGAUGUUGUUUACGGAGACACCGACAGUUUAAUGAUCAACACAAACUGUUUGGACUAUGAACAAGUCUUCAAAAUCGGAAACGAUUUAAAAAGAGAAAUCAAUAAGAAGUACAGACAAAUUGAACUAGAUAUAGAUGGUGUAUUUAGAUACCUCUUGCUUUUGAAGAAAAAAAAAUAUGCAGCUGUACUCAUUAGCAAAAACAAAAAUGGUGAAUAUGUAUUCACCCAAGAACACAAAGGUUUAGAUAUUGUGCGCCGAGACUGGUCACAGUUAGCAGCUGAAGCUGGAAAAUUCAUUUUGAGUCAAAUUCUUUCAGAACAGUCUGCAGAUGAGCGACUGGAAAGCAUCCAAACACAUCUUCAUAAACUUAAGGAGGAUUUAACAAGCAAUAAAAUGCCUCUCUCCAUGUUGACAAUCACGAAACAACUCACGAAGAAUCCGAAUGAGUAUGCAGAUAAAAAUGCCCAGCCUCAUGUGCAAGUGGCCCUGAGACUAAAUAGUAAAAAUAGCCGAAGGUUUAAGAAAGGAGACAUUGUACCUUACAUUAUUUGUGAAGACGGAUCAGCUAAUUCUGCCACUCAGAGAGCCUACCAUAUUGAAGAAUUGAAAAGUUUGGAACACCUGAAGGUAGACCACAAAUAUUACUUGGCCCAUCAACUUCACCCAGUGAUUUCGAGAAUAUGCGAGCCGAUUGAGGGUAUGGACCCUGCUCGCGUCGCUAGCUGUCUCGGAUUAGAUCCAUCUGGGUACAAACACAUUGUUAAAAAAGAAAACAAUAAUACUGAGACAUAUGAAGUCGAGAAUGAAAAAGAGAAAUAUCGUCAUUGUAACGAAUUCACAUUUGUAUGUGUCAACGAACAGUGCAAAACAAAAAACAAAAUAAGAGAGACAUUUACUGUUUUGGGUAAAGAAAAUGUAACAUUUUUGGAAAAAUGUCAGAACGAUAAUUGUACCAUAAAACCUAUAGAUUACUUGGCGUGUAUACAGAACCAACUUUGUUUGCAAAUUAGGCAAUAUCACUCGCAAUAUUAUAAUGGUUGGAUAUCAUGCGAAGAUCCUGCUUGCGGGUACCGUACUGCGAGGCUACCACAAACAUUUGCAGGUGGCUAUCCGCUAUGUAGGCAAUGCGAAAAAGGAGUUAUGUUCAGAGAUUAUACAGAAAGAGACUUGUAUCUUCAAAUCAACUUCUUUUUGUUUUUGUUUGAUCUAAACAAAAAUAAUACCACAAAAGUUCGAACAACAACUCAGACAGAGACGGCUUUCAAAGUCCUGAAGGAACAUGUUGAAGACUGGCUAACGUAUUCGGCUUACUCCAUCAUAAAUCUUUCUAAAUUGUUUAGAUUUUUCUUGCUCGAUCCUAAAGCUGGAAAUAAAGUGAAGUCAGAACCGGUUGAGAUCGACAUUCUGCCAGAAACUGAACACAUUGAUGCCUUAUUAGAAUUUGGCAGUUACUAAUUUUAUAGUAUACUUUUAUUGUCAGACUUAAAAACUAAAUCAUUAUAAAUAAAUGAUAACGUUACAUACUUGUUAUCAUGCAUUUGUUUGACUUUCCGAUCUACCUUAGGGUCACUUUAUAUUGCCGCAGCCGAGCUGCGCGCCGCGGCUUACGGUGCAUUUACACGAGGAAUG
Messenger RNA from Hyposmocoma kahamanoa, 4680 nucleotides. RefSeq names its product DNA polymerase alpha catalytic subunit (gene DNApol-alpha180). NCBI's taxonomy places the organism in Eukaryota, Metazoa, Arthropoda, Insecta, Lepidoptera, Cosmopterigidae. Gene Ontology annotation, biological process: lagging strand elongation; DNA replication; leading strand elongation. The record is from RefSeq and is a predicted model, not a curated record. The transcript has 10 exons. Bases 1 to 4506 code for a protein of 1501 amino acids. Gene Ontology annotation, cellular component: alpha DNA polymerase:primase complex. Gene Ontology annotation, molecular function: DNA replication origin binding; pyrimidine nucleotide binding; purine nucleotide binding.